UUUUAUUGCAAUUUACCUAUAUAUUUUUUGAGCACAAAGAUCCUAUAUUUUUUUAUUAUAUUUUUUACUUAAAUAGUAAUUAUGUGCCGAAACAAUUUUCUUUUGUAGAAUACGAGUACAUUAGUAUACAAACAUUAAAAUUUUUCAUCAACCUUGAUUAUUCAAGGGCUCCCAAACACAAUACUUCGUUGCGUUGAAUAGCAUUCAGUCGUUCGCACUCAUUCAAUCCAAACACAUAGAAAUUAUUGUCUUAAACAAAUUAAAACAUUGUUGCCGUGCUUGAUUUUCUUUACAUUGAUUAUGGGUUUUGAAGAACACUUUGAAGGAAAAGGAAUUUCUUCUUUCACAAUUUCCCAAAAUGGAAAUGUCAAUAUUCAAAAGAAAUAUAGCAAAAAAAAAAUUUCCAUCAGCAUAUUAACUGUAAUUGCAAUUUCUCUCGCAGCAAUUUUCAUUUAUUAUUCUUAUAUCAGACCAGAGUAUACGAUAUGCCAAACAAAAUCAUGUUUACGAUCGGCCGUAACGUUAAUAAAUUGUAUGAAUGAAACUGUUGAACCAUGCGAAGAUUUUUAUGAAUUUGCUUGUGGUAUGUUUGAAACUAACUAUCCUUACUAUUCGAAUACAAAUGAAAACAGCUGGAUGACAAUAAUGACGUUAAAAAUAAAACACAGGGUGAAAAAAUUUCUCAACAAAGAAAAUGAAAAAUAUGAACCUACAGCUGUUCAUAAAACUAGGAAAUUUUACCAAGUUUGUUUAAAUUCUACUGAAGACCAAAAUUCCAUUAAAUAUGAUCCUCUAUGGAACGUUUGGAAAAAAAUCGGUCUAAACACAGACUACUUAAAUGAUUCAGUCCCAUUAGAAAUCGAAACUAUUUUAGCGAGAGUUGGAGUACACUUUAGUCUUGAUAUUUUUUUUCAAAUUGAUAUUGAGGCUGAUCCUAGAAAUUCAUCAUCACAUUUGCUUUUAAAUAUUGAUCAAAAUUUGGAAUUAAACAAAUAUAAAGAAAGAAAAAAUUUGAAAACAAAUAAUGUUAAUAUCGAAGAAGAUUUAUUAAAAUUUAGUGAAUACUUUAAUUUACUGGUUGACAAACUUUUAAAUCGUAAUCAAUCAUACAUAAAGAAGUUUACUGUUCAAAGUCUUUUGAACACUACUAAUAAAUUAGUUCAAUUUAGAGAAGAAUUUUCACAAGUCUCACAAGAUUCAUUUAAUUUAAAAAAUGAUAUUCCUGAAGUAAUUACACUAAGAGAAUUACAAGAAUUCACAGAUAUAACUGGAGAUAAAUUAAAGUUUAAUUGGACAUUAUAUUUAAGAGAGUUAACUCGUGACGUCCAACCAAAGGUUUAUGAAAUAUUGACAUCAGAAAAGGCAAAUAAUUAUGAACUCUUAAUAAGCAACAGAGAUCAUUUAAAUAAAGUAUUUAUAUUAUUGUCCCAAACGCCAACGAUAAUAAUAAAAAUGUAUAUACUGUUUCACGUGGUAGCUGCUUUGGAAAAUAAUUUACCAUCUGGGGAGACAUUCAACGCUGAAUAUUGUCUUUCAUUGACGAGUGAAUUUUUUGGUAUGGUCACCGGGUAUUCUAUGAUAAACACAUUGGACAACUCUUCUAAAGCUUCAGCAACCGUAACCUUAAUAAACUGUAUGAAUGAAACUGUUGAACCUUGCGAAGAUUUUUAUGAAUUUGCAUGUGGUAUGUUUGAAACUAACUAUCCUUACUAUUCGGAUGAAAAUAAAAACAGUUGGCCAACGAUAAUUUCGUUAAAAUUGAAAAAGACAGUUAAAAAAUUUCUCAACAAACAAAACGAGAAACAUGAACCUUUAGCAGUUCAUAAAACCAGGAAAUUUUAUCAAGUUUGUUUAAAUUCUACUAAAGAUCAAGAUUCCAUCAAAUAUGAUCCUCAAUGGGACAUUUUGAAAAAAAUUGGUCUAAACACAGACUACCUAAAUGAUUCAGUCUCGUUAGAAAUGGAAACUAUUUUAGCGAGAAUCGGAGUAUACUUAGAUUCAAAUAUUUUUUUUAAUAUUUUUAGUCAAGACGAUCCUAGGAAUUCGUCAUCACAUUUGCUUUUAGCUAUCAGUCGAAAUUGGGAAUUAAACGAAUAUAAAGAAAGAAAUAAUACAAAACCAAAUAAUAUUAAUAUCGAAGAAGCUUUACCAAAAUUUAGUGAAUACUUUAAUUUACUGGUUGACAAAUUAUUAUAUCGUAAUCAAACAUGUACAAAGAAACUUACUGUAGAAGGUCUCGUGAACACAACUAAUGAAUUGGUUCAUUUUAGAGAAGAACUUCUAAAAGUUUCCUACGAAUCAUUUUUUAUUAAUGAAAUAAUUCCUGAUGUAAUGACACUAAGGGAAUUACAAGAAUUAACAGAUAUAACUGGAGAUAACUUUAAGUUUAAUUGGACAUUAUAUCUGAGAGAGUUAACUAGAGAUAUCCAACCAAAAGUUUACGAAAUAUUGACAUCAGAAAAGGCAAAUAAUUAUGAACUCAUAAUAUACGACAGAGAUCACAUAAAUAAAAUGUUUUUAUUUUUAUCUCAAACGCCAACAAUAAUACUAAAAAUGCAUAUAUUGUCUCGCGUGGUAGCUAUUUUGGAAAAUAGGUUGCCAUCAGGGGAAAAAUUCAAUUCUGAACAUUGUUUUUCAUUGACGAAUAAAUUUUUUUAUAUGGCCACCGGGUAUUCUAUGAGAAACGCCUUAGACGACACUUCUAAAGUGGCGUUAAACGAAAUGACUGAUAAUAUAAAAUGGGCUUUUAAAAAAAUUGUUCAUGAAACGAGUUGGAUGGACGAUGAAACAAAGAAUGCUGCUUUACGAAAAUUAGCUAAUAUGAAAACGUAUUUCGGAUAUCCAAAUAAUUACAACAACGUAUUAAAUAAUUUUUUUGAAAACUUGAAUGUUACGGACAAUCAUAUAGCGAAUUUAAUAUCAAUUCAAAUGUUUAACACCAAGAGACUUUGGAAAUAUUUAACAGAGGUCAAGGAAUGGAACGAUCAAACUUGGCUAGUGCAAAUAUAUCCGACCGAAGUAAUUGCAUUCUACUUUCCUGCACUGAACGCAUUUGUCCUACCGGUAUCAAUAUUACAAGCUCCGAUAUACUACAACGAAAAUAGCGUUGGCAUACAGGCAUUUAACUACGGAAAUACUGGUAGUACAAUUGGGCACGAACUAUCUCAUGGCUUCGACAACAUAAAUAGACUAUACAACGAGCUGGGAAAUUUGGUGAAUUGGUGGACGAACAAAAGUGACGAAGAGUACACGAAAAGAGCGAACUGUUUGAUAAACCGCUACGACGGUAUCAAGGUCGUCAACCAUAAUAGUACCUAUGUAGUUAACGGCACACUAACACUAGACGAAAACAUGGCCGAUAUUGUUGGACUUAAGGAGGCGUAUUAUGCAUAUCUGCGCUAUGUGGAAAUACACGGCCAAGAACCCAGAUUACCCGGUUUGGAACGUUAUAGUCAAGAACAAUUGUUUUUCUUAGCAUACGCAAACCAAUUUUGUCAUUAUGACGAAAAUGCCAUUAAAUUUGACAUUUAUCACCGUCACAGUCCAUAUGUGGUUCGAGUACGGGAGGUCUUAUCACUUUUGCCAGAGUUCGCAAAAGCGUGGUCUUGUCCGAUUGGUACUCCUAUGAAUCCAAAAAAAGAUAAAUGUCAAAUUUGGUAAUACAUUAAAGGAUGUUUUUUAAUUUGUUCAAAUUCUUUGAAUACUAUGUUUAUUAUUUAUACAUAUUACUAAUUUGUAUAAUUAUAGAUAAAUGUAAUAUGUAAUUGUUAUAUUACAUAAAUAAGCUCCUCUGUUUUAACUUAAUUGUCUACUAAUUGCUAUAACUUUUUUUUGUUUACAAAUUAUAACCAAAAUACACUCGUAAUUAUUAUAGAUAUUUAUUUUUGAUUUAUAUCACAAUUAUUAUUUAUCCG
Molecule: messenger RNA, 3914 nt
Organism: Aphis gossypii (cotton aphid)
Lineage: Eukaryota; Metazoa; Arthropoda; Insecta; Hemiptera; Aphididae
Product: membrane metallo-endopeptidase-like 1
Exons: 27
Coding region: 301-3660 (1119 amino acids)
Biological process (GO): protein processing
Cellular component (GO): plasma membrane
Molecular function (GO): metalloendopeptidase activity
Source: RefSeq, a predicted model, not a curated record